GUUUCUCAUUGCGCGGCUGAAGAUCUCACCUUGUGCUAUUUGCGGGGUGAAGAGCCGGACAGUUCUGCUAUCUCUUUCUUUGCGUGACGAUUCACAGCGCAGGAACCGAAUCAUGAAAUCUCUCCUUUUUCUUGCACUUACUAUUAAUCUGACAUCAGCAGCGUCCCACUCUCUGCAGUACUUCUACACUGCAGUAACUCCAGGAAUAAACUUCCCAGAGUUCUCUGUGGUUGGUCUGGUGGAUGGAGAGCAGUUUGUGUACUAUGACAGUAACAUCAGGAAGAUGAUCCCCAAAACAGAGUGGAUGGAGAAGAGUGAUGCUGAUGAUCCAGAUUACUGGAACAGUGAGACUCAGAUUAGUCAGAGUCAUCAGGAGACCUUCAAAGUUAACGUGGCUACAGCAAUGCAGCGCGUCAACCAGACUGCAGGAGUUCACACAGUGCAGUGGAUGUACGGCUGUGAACUGCAUGAUGAUGGAACCAAGAGAGGAUACAUGCAGUUCAGUUAUGAUGGAGAAGACUUCAUCAGUCUGGAUCUGAACACUGAAACCUGGACUGCAGCCAACGUUAGAGCUGUUAUUACCAAACAGAAGUGGGAGGGUCUGCGUGAAGCAGCUAAACAGAGGGCCUACCUGGAGAACACCUGUAUUGAGUGGUUACUGAAGUAUGUGGGUUACGGCAGAUCCACUCUGGAGAGGAAAGUCCCUCCUGAAGUGGACCUGUUCCAGAAGGACUCUUCUUCUCCAGUGGUGUGUCAUGCUACAGGUUUCUUCCCCAAAUCAGUGAUGAUCUCCUGGCAGAAGAAUGGAGAGGAUCUGCAUGAGGAGGUGGAGCUCAGAGAGACGCUACCCAACCAGGAUGGAACCUUCCAGAAGAGGAGUGUUCUGACUGUCUCACCUGAGGAGCUGAACAGGAACCAGUACAGCUGCAUCAUUCAGCACAGCAGCCUGGAGAAGGAAAUAGUGCUGCAGAUGUCUGAUCUCAGAAUCCGUCAAGAGAGGACGUACAGAGGAGGACAAUGA
Messenger RNA from Colossoma macropomum (tambaqui), 1021 nucleotides. RefSeq names its product H-2 class I histocompatibility antigen, Q9 alpha chain-like. The transcript is spliced from 5 exons. Gene Ontology annotation, biological process: immune response. The record is from RefSeq and is a predicted model, not a curated record. Lineage: Eukaryota; Metazoa; Chordata; Actinopteri; Characiformes; Serrasalmidae. The coding region runs from base 113 to 1021 and encodes 302 amino acids. Gene Ontology annotation, cellular component: external side of plasma membrane.